This is a messenger RNA of Chiloscyllium plagiosum (whitespotted bambooshark), 771 nucleotides long. NCBI's taxonomy places the organism in Eukaryota, Metazoa, Chordata, Chondrichthyes, Orectolobiformes, Hemiscylliidae. The record is from RefSeq and is a predicted model, not a curated record.
AUGUGGAAGGAAUCAAAAUGGGGCAAGAACAGAAAAGGAGGUCAGCGAAACAAUUUUGAUCAGCAACAGAAAAGUGCAGCCAAGCACAAACGUUGGCAAUACCACCACAAUACCCUCGACCAAGUCGUCUUGACGGCGCAACUGAAAGACCAGCCGAACAUCUUCGUGGGCAGCGCCUACUUCAUGGCCUCCAGAGAGUUUGUCGGCCAUGUGUUUGACAGUGCCAAGAUCCAGGCCUUCCUCAAGUGGUCGGAGGACACCUACAGCCCGGACGAGCAUGUGUGGGCUACCCUGCACAGAAUGCCCAAUGUACCCGGCUCCAUCCCGUACACCCAAGGAGCCACCAGGUCACUUGGCCGGGCAGUAAAGUGGUCCUUUGAGGCUGGUGACAUUGCGAGGGGUGCUCUCUACCCUCCCUGCACGGGAAGGUAUCGCCACUUGGUUUGUGUGUAUGGGGCAGGAGAUCUACAUUGGGUGGUCCGUCAGAGAUGUUUCUUUGCAAAUAAGUUUGACCCCGACAUGGACAACACGGCAGUACAGUGCAUGGAGGAAUAUCUCCGAAACAGGACACUUGGUAAAACUGGGGCUGUGUUGGAGGUUGGGACAGAGUAAACCUCGGUGAUGGUGGUGGAGGUGGUGGGUGAGACAUCGGAAACACAGAGACUGGGCACUGUGAGACUGUAUACUAUAACACUGGCUGCUGUGGAGGCCAGGCACUGUGAAACUGCAUGCUGCAACAUGGCCACUGUAGCACUAUUCAGUGUGAGGCUG